GUAACAUCGGACGCAUGUGGGCUUUCGGAAGAUUUACUUGACAAAAGACAAAGGUUGCACGAGGAGGGAGGCGCGGCUGUAAGAAGGGAGAAGUAGCGAACACUAAAUAUCUCCUCUGCUUUAGAGGAGUAACGAUGAAGGUGGGCGCUAUUUUGUGGCUAAUGACCGUCUCCUCCAGCAUUGGUGCUGAGAAGUUUGUGGUGAUUCAGGACAAGUCCAGCAUUGUUGCCACAGAAGGGGAGACGGUGGUUAUUCCAUGCAGACACAAUGUCACGAAUAAGGUAUGGUCAUACCGUUGGUUCAAGGGUGCCCGAAAUGGAAUAGAAGUGACCAAUGAAACAGCAGAGUACAGAGGCCGCUUCUUCAAACCUCAAGGGGGUGAUCCCUCCACUAACAGCACAGAUGUUUCUAUGGAACUGAAGGACGUGCGGCCGAAUGAUUCUGGGAUGUACUUCUGCAGGUUGGAGGCAAUACAGUGGGAAAUGUAUGGGGCAGGGACGAAUCUCGCAGUGAGAGGCAUUGGUGCUGAGAAGUUUGUGGUCAUUCAGGACAAGUCCAGCAUUUUUGUCACGGAAGGGGAGGCGGUGGUUAUUCCAUGCAGACACAAUGUCACGAGUAAGAUAUGGUCGCACCACUGGGUCAAGGGUGCCCAAAAUGGAACAGAAGUGACCAGUGAAACAGCAGAGUACACAGACCACUUCUCCACAUCUCAAGGGGAUGAUCCCUCCACUAACAGCUCAGAUGUUUCCCUGCAACUGAAGUACGUGCAGCUGAGUGAUUCUGCGAUGUACUUCUGCAAGUUGAAGACAAAGGAAUGGGAAAUAUAUGGGGCGGGGACAUAUCUCACAGUGAGAGCAAAAAGCAAGAGUUUCACGGUUACGCAAGGCCAGUCCAGUAUAUUUGCAGGUGAGGGUGAAACGGUCCUCAUAGUUUGUAGCCAUAAUGCCAAUCACACCAGAGACACCGUGUUCUACAGCUGGUACCGGAACACAUCCGAAGUCUCCAACGGGACGGCAGAGUUUGCAGGUCGCGUCCUUGGGCCUGACCAGGAGGAUUCCUUCAAAGCUUCCAUUAAGCUGGUGGAUGUGAGGGAGAGCGAUUCUGGAAUGUAUUACUGCAAAGUACGGAUAGACGGGAUUGGCGAGGAAAUCGGAGAAGGAGUAUGGCUGACAGUCAGUCACACACGCAAAAUGAAAUUUGUCACAAUUCUCCUGGUGAUCCUGUCCACAGUGUUUGGAAUAUCAGGGAGCAUCCUGCUCAUCAGCAUCCUGUUUCGUAGAAAACUACGCAGCGUAGACAAUUCUCUCCAGGUUCAAAGACAGGAGCUAUCUACUCUGAACGACAGCACCGCAGCGGAUGAUUUACCUCCACCCCCAUUGGAGGAAGGACCUUGGAUGGAGUUCCAGCCAGAAGACGAAUUGAUCUGCCCACCAAUGCAAAUGCAGGACUACGACGACAACGAGAUGAACAUGACAGCAAAUCCUAGCUUCCAGCCUGAAGAAACCACAAACCAGGAAAACUUGGAAUCUGGAUCCUAGAACCUACUAGGAACUGGCACUGUCCUAUCGUCCUCUAUGACUCGUUGAAUCUAAAUCACCAUGUUGUGUUAAUCGGAUGAGCGCCUGCAGUGUUUUGUAUAUUAAAGCCAAUUUUCUACUUCCUUCUCUGCCUGUCUGCCCCGUCCCAGGUUCCAAGAUGUUACUGGUGAUACAUUUUGUGAGCAACAAACAAAACUAAUUUCCACCAACUACAUCAGAAUCCUACCACUACACAUAUCCAGCAUCUUCUAUGUGAUCCCAGCACUGAACAUAUCCGCCACCUCCAAAAGGAUCCUACCACUGAACAUAUCUGCCAUCUCCAACAGGACCCUACCUCUAAUCAGAUAGGCCAUCUCCAACAGAAUUCUAUCACUGAACAUAUCUUUACCUCCACAGGGAUCACUCCAUCUGCAAUUCCCUUGUCUAUUCAUCCCUCACCACUAAUCUCCCUCCCAGCACUUAUCACUGUUAGCAGCUAAAGUGCUACACCUGCCUAUUCGCCUCCUCCUUCAUCUCGAUUCAGGGCCCCAAACUGUCUUUCCAGGUGAGGAAGACUUCACCUGCAAAUCUGUUGAGUUUGUCUAUUGUGUCCACUUCUUCUUCUGUGGCCUGCUCUACACUGGUGAGACCUGUCGUAAAUUGGGGGAGGGGUGCCACUUUAUCGAGCACCUCCACUCCAUCCACCAAAAACGGAACUUCCCGGUGGCCAAACAUUUUAAUUCCACACCCAGUCCCAUUCCUACAUGUUGGUCCAUGGUCUCUUGUGCCUCGAUGACGCCACCCCCUGGGUGGAGUGGCAACACCUUAUAUUCUGUUUGGGUACCCUCCAGCCAAAUGGCAUGAGUACUGAUUUUCCUUCCAAUAGAAAAAAUCCCUCCGCCUCCCCUCCUCUCUAUUCCCCACUCUGGCCUAUUACCUCUUCUCACCUGCCUAUUACUUCCCCCUGGCUUCCCUCUUCUUCCCUUUCUCCUAUGGUCCACCCUCCUCUCCUUAUCAGAUUCCUUCUCCUCCAGCCCUUUAUCUUUCCAACCCACCUGCCUUCACCUAUUACCUUCGAGCUAGCUUCUUUCCCUUACACCCACCUUCUUAUUUUGGUGUCUUCCCCAUUGUAUUCCAAUCCUGAAGAAGGAUUUCGGCCCGAAACAUCAACAGUUUAUUCAUUUCCAUAGAUACUGUCUCACUUGCUGAGUUCCUGCAGCAUUUUGUGUGUGUUGCUUUGGAUUUCCAUCAUCUGCAGAUUUUUGCAUGUAAACAAAACUAUUCUAUUAAAUAUAU
This is a messenger RNA of Mobula hypostoma (lesser devil ray), 2813 nucleotides long. RefSeq lists its product as uncharacterized. The record is from RefSeq and is a predicted model, not a curated record. Bases 135 to 1538 code for a protein of 467 amino acids. The transcript has 13 exons. Gene Ontology annotation, cellular component: B cell receptor complex; external side of plasma membrane. Gene Ontology annotation, biological process: B cell receptor signaling pathway; B cell differentiation. NCBI's taxonomy places the organism in Eukaryota, Metazoa, Chordata, Chondrichthyes, Myliobatiformes, Myliobatidae.